Anopheles merus is the source of this 2299-nucleotide messenger RNA. RefSeq names its product membralin-like. Gene Ontology annotation, biological process: positive regulation of ERAD pathway; response to endoplasmic reticulum stress. Bases 668 to 2284 code for a protein of 538 amino acids. The transcript is spliced from 9 exons. NCBI's taxonomy places the organism in Eukaryota, Metazoa, Arthropoda, Insecta, Diptera, Culicidae. The record is from RefSeq and is a predicted model, not a curated record. Gene Ontology annotation, cellular component: endoplasmic reticulum.
UCGCGAGCAAACGCUACCCGCGGUACAUCCCGCUGAGCUGCUUCAGCACGCAAGGCUCCUGAAAAAAGCCUACGAACGCGAAAGGCCUCCACCAGAAAAGGCCCCCUUCCCUCCCCCUCGUUCUUCAACGUAUCGUGCGACAGAAACCAAAGUGGUUCCAAGCCAGACGUUUGCGGUCGGUGGCGGUAUCGGUGACGACUGCAGGUCACCGAAACGGUCAUUUCUUUGCGCCGUCUCUUGGACUGGGCGACGUUGCUCAAGAACUUGUCGCCUGUGCUGCAGUGGUAGGAGCAGCGGUGCCAGCAGUGUGUGCGCGCUGGUUGUAGCAAAGGAAGGGUGAAGACAUAGAGAGAAGCAAAAAAAAAAACACAACAACAAACCAUCGAUCGAGAGUGUACGAAUGUUUUUGAUUUGCCCAUUUUGCAUCGCAAAAACCUGCUGCUUGGUGUGUUGUUUGCACUUGCGACAAACUUGCAGCUGGAUAGCUAAUUGAGGUGCUGCCAUAAAACAUAUCGAACCAUUUGGUCUGUACAGUACGGUCUGGCGAUAAGACGACAAAGGAGUGCAACCAUUACGGCAACCAUCGUACGAUACAUCGCAGAAGCACUGUAAACAAUCCGCUGCUGGUGGCCAGCCAUACGGCUUAAGCGCACAUCCGGCUUGCGAGAUGGCAGAACCGAAUGCGCUGCCACCGGAUGUGAACCCGGAAAACAAUCCCAUCCCCGGUGCACCGCUAAUCAAUCCCGGACGGCCAAGAAACAAUGUGCAGAAUCCCCUAAUAAACGUGCGCGAUCGGUUGUUUCAUGCGCUUUUCUUCAAAACGGCCAUCGCCUACGCCCAAACUAUACCACGACCGGUGCGGCGGGCAAUCGAGCUGAUGAUGCUGCUGAAAGCGCUCACGGCGUUUUUCAUCCUUGCCUACAUCCACAUUCGCUUUUCGCAAACACCAACAACGUGCCUGGAGCACGUGAAAAAUCAUUGGCCGCGUGAUGGCAUUUUACGUGUGGAAAUUGCAAGUCUUAGUCAAAGUGAGUACGAUGGUAGCAAGCCAGGCUCGGCCGAAAUUUUGGACGAAGGUGACGUGAAUGUGUUGCGGAAUACGCUAAAAAAUGGAAUGAUCAGCAUCGAUCCUUCGACGACGUUACCGCAUGAGGAAGAAACCAAUCAAAACGGGGUGGAUGUGGUGGUGCAGCACAGUUAUGCCAAUAGCAGCCCGCUACCAAGCGAAAAGGCACCGUACGGACAUGAGCCGAUGACGUCGGAUCUUUACUCUGCUACGCGCCAGGAGAACGUGAUCGUGACCGAAAAUCUUACCGGAGUUACAAUUGACAGUACACCGUACCCGGGUGGUAACGAGAUGGCAGGUAAGGAGUCUGAUACAGUACAGAAUCGGAAGGAAUCGGAAGCAUCUCCUGCUGCUGCUGCUGCUACUACUACUAAUGCCGCUACCAUGCUGGGAGAGACAGAAGCUCAGCCACAGGACAAUGUGGUGGUAUACACCAAUGAGACUAUCAUGAAGUCGCUCGAUCUGCCGUCCGUUUUGGUUGGAGGAGAAGAACUCAAAUCGGACGUACCGGUGAUGGAAAAGCUGCGUAAUGUUGGUACGCAAAAUGAUCCAACAAUGCUCUCGGCCGAUCAGUACAUUGUAGAAUAUUCGCUUGAGUAUGGAUUUUUGAGGCUGUCUGCCGCUACCCGUCAACGGCUAAACAUUCCCGUUGCGGUCGUUCGGCUCGAUCCGCAGGUGAACAAAUGUUUCGGGGACUCGUUUAGUCGGCUGAUUUUGAAGCAUUUCCUCGGCUACGAUGACAUACUGAUGGCAUCGGUAAAGGUGCUAGCCGAGCAAGAAGACAACAAGGGCUAUCUGCGGAACGUGAUCACCGGUGAGCACUUCCGGUUCGUGUCGGUAUGGUGGAUGGGGCGCGGCUCAUAUACGGCAGCAUUUUUCAUCAUGGUGCUUUUUACAAUUUCAAUUUCCAUGCUGUUGCGCUAUUCACAUCAUCAAAUAUUUGUAUUUAUAGUGGAUUUGCUGCAAAUGCUGGAGUUCAACAUACCGGUCCGGUUUCCUGCCGCUCCGUUGCUGACCGUUAUUUUGGCAUUAGUCGUUUCAGCUUACACCUGCCCGUUUCCAUGUCGCAACGGCCGGCACACGGGGCGGGUGGGACUGCAACGGAGCGCGAAUAAUCCGUACAAAUUGAUGUGGAAUAAAUCUGCCCUGGCUUUAGGAUUUUGGCGGCAUGAAGGAGGGGGCGAUGAUCCCGCAGCCUCAACUGGUUGCGUGGGAUGAUUCGAAAGAUAGUGG